AUGUCUUUUCGAUUGGCAAGAGCAUCAGUAAGAAUAGCAACAACUGAAAUCAAUUCCAAGUCAUUUACUGUUAGAGACCAAGGAAAACGACUUUCGUCUUCGGCACAACAACUUUCGGAAAGUUUCCACACCUUUGAUAAACCAAUUCAUUUACUUUCUCCUCUUCAUAGAUCAAAUAGUCAUCGAUUCGUUCGCUACGAUUCAUUCAUUCACAAUGAAGAAUGCAGAAAAGUUUUCUUAGAGUUUCUUCAAAUUUCCAAAUGUGAAGAAUUAGUUUUGUUUUGGGAAGAAUUACAUUCGUAUAAGGAAUGUUACAAACAAUUCUAUAUGAAACUCAAUAACAAACAUGGAACUAUCUAUAGUCGAGGAUUUGACCCGAAAAAGAAACAGAAAUUGAUUUUUAACUUGGUUGAGAGAGCAACAUUUAUUGUAAACACAUACUUAACACCAAAUAGUUUAUUAGAAUUGAAUUUACAUUCUAAACAUAGAGUUCAUGCUCCAAAAGUGAUUGAUUCCAUUAAUAAUCGAUUAAGAGUUGAGAAGGAUGUAUUCGAAAUGAUUAGAGAAACUCAGGAAGAAACUCAAGAAUUAUUGAUAAUAAUUUUGAAUGAAUUGAAUCCAAAAUACAUUUUUGGGGAUGUAGAAGCAACAGUCAACUUGGAUUUGAAAGAUCAAUUGCAAUCUCAUUUUCUCAAAUCAGAAAUUGGCGCCAAAUUUGUGAAAUCCAAAGGUGAAGAAUUUUUUAACAAUCUUUCAAAAAGUAGAGAACAAGAACAGGUUGAAGAUGAAUUUAAGGAUUUGGUCAUGUCACUUAGCAGUUUGAAAUCCAAGCUUUUUCAGAAUCAUAUGAUUUGCGACUCUUUGAAAAAGAAUACGAAACUUGUCAUGUUUAGUUCGAAUUAUUCCAGUUGUAUUUCAGAUGAUGAUAUUUACAGUACCAUUUUAUGGGAAAGAGAUGAUUCCGAAUGGACUUCAUUCCAUAAGAAUUAUGAUUCUUCUCACAAGUUUUCGUAUAAUUUGAGUUUAUCCAAAUCUUGGACUAUUUCACAAUCAUUUCAUUCAGAUUUUGUAAAUCCAAAACAUGAUCCAAGUACUUCCUCAUUCAGAGUUGGUAGAGUUGACAUGAUUAUUCCAUUCGAAAGGGAGAAAGUCUUUCAUGCAUUUUCACAACCAGAUAUUCGAAAGUACAUUGAAGAGGCUUUGGAUAUUUCCUUACUUGAAUCGUAUACUCAAGACUCUUUGGAUGAUUUAGAUGAUGCAUCUGAUUGUGUGGUAGUGUCUGGUGAUGAUUUCUCUGAAAUUAUCGAUGUUUCGAAUGAUAGAAAGCCGAAAGGUUUAUUCACAUCGAAAUGCUCAAUGACUGUACAGAAUGGAACUUCCAUCUUGCAAAGAUUCGAAAAAAAGAAGGUUUACGAUAUGAAUCAUACCACUUUAUAUGAUUCAGAGCUAGAUUGCAUCAUUCAUGUGUCCAAGUCAAUUGUCAAGGAUUCAAAAUCUGAUAAUCUUGGAUUUUCACACUUUUUCUUUUACAGAGAUAAUGAAUCUGGAUCUGAUUCCACCUACAUGGUACAUCUAUUCAAUCUGGAAAAGAAACGUAUCGAUUCCAAAUUUAAAAUGAAACAAACCAUCAAGUCACGUGUCAAACGAGUGAAACAAACUUUCCAUAAUUAUUUCUCCAAACAUUCUGACGUUUCCGACCUACUUCGAACCAAUGAUCCUCUCUACAUUGUAAAUACCUUACUAUUGAACAAAUUUUCCAAUCCACAUCGUUCAUGGUAUCGAGAAUUAUUGAAAGAAACAAAAAGUAUUAAUUUUCAAAAAGAAUUGAAAUCAAAUUUUACGUUGAGUUGUGAAUCUUUGAAAAAUAAUACGAGUUUUUAA
Naegleria gruberi is the source of this 1881-nucleotide messenger RNA. RefSeq lists its product as uncharacterized. The transcript has a single exon. The record is from RefSeq and is a predicted model, not a curated record. Bases 1 to 1881 code for a protein of 626 amino acids. NCBI's taxonomy places the organism in Eukaryota, Heterolobosea, Eutetramitea, Acrasida, Naegleriidae.